AUGUUCUCUCUCAAGACCCUUACCGCUACCCUCCUGGCUUCCGCCGCUGUCGUUUCGGCCGCCCCAGUUACCGCUUGCGAGGAUAAUGGACCGACCAAGACCAUCGAGCUGACGGGCGUCACUCACUCCGUCGUUGCCGGCCUUGGUGCCAGCCUCACUUUCAACCCCGACAACGUCGUCGCCGAUGUUGGAGAUAUCGUCGAGUGGCAUUUCCUCCCUCGCAACCACUCCAUCGUCCAGUCCAGCUUCGGCAACCCCUGCGAGCCCCUUGCUGACGGCUCGGGCUUCUUCCCUGGCUUUGAGUUCGCCACCGCCGAGGGCCAGGCUGAAAAUGUCUUCCAAAUUGUCGUCAAGGACAAGAACCCCAUCUGGUACUACUGCCCUCAAAACGUCGGAAACCAUUGCUCCUCCGGAAUGGUCGGCGUUAUCAACCAGAACUUCAACAACCAGGACUUCUCUCUCAGAAGACACAAGGAGAUUGCUGCCACCAAGAGCCAGUCCAUCAUCCCCCCUGUCAACCAUGUUGGCGAGGUUCUCCCUAACCCCAACCCGCUGGGUGGCUUCUAA
Molecule: messenger RNA, 567 nt
Organism: Colletotrichum truncatum
Lineage: Eukaryota; Fungi; Ascomycota; Sordariomycetes; Glomerellales; Glomerellaceae
Product: extracellular serine-rich protein
Source: RefSeq, a predicted model, not a curated record